UACUGACUGACUGACUGACUGACUUGCUUCGUCUCCAAUUUUUUUUUCCAUAGAGAAAAGCAAAGAUCAUCGGCGUCGCUGAAGAAGAAGAAGAAGAAGAAGAUGGAGUCAUCAUCUAUGUCUCAGACGUUAACUAUUGUUUAUGCUUCUUUCCUCGGAGCUGGUGGGUUGAUUGGUUGCCUGAAAGGCGGAAGCAAAAUAUCACUAGUCGCAGGAGGAGGAUCAGCUGCAUUGUUCUAUUAUGUAUCUACGGAGCUCCCUAGAAAUCCUGUCUUAGCAUCUUCCAUUGGCAUUGUGGGGUCGGUGGCACUGACAGGGAUGAUGGGAUCGCGUUACUUAAGGACGAGGAAAGUGAUCCCGGCUGGAGUUGUGUCGUUGGUGUCACUCGUCAUGACUGGAGCUUACUUGCACGGCCUCAUUCGCUCAAGUUGAAAGCCUCUCUGCCAUCUUCCUUGUGGACCUAUUUCCCAAUGUUGUUAAAAGUUUUAGGUGGGCAUUUCAAAGUUUCUGAGUAUUGUAUUGUUGUACAAAUGCUUUGUGCCUUUGUGUGUGGUGUUGUUUCUUUUAUCAAAAGUUGUUUUUGUCCCGUGUAGUUUUAAGAAAAUAUGCUGCUAAGUAAAUGAAACAAUGAUAUUGAAGAGUAAGAAUUUCACUAAAGUGAGAACUUAAACA
Camelina sativa (false flax) is the source of this 672-nucleotide messenger RNA. RefSeq names its product protein FATTY ACID EXPORT 7-like. Gene Ontology annotation, cellular component: chloroplast inner membrane. Gene Ontology annotation, biological process: fatty acid transport. The record is from RefSeq and is a predicted model, not a curated record. Lineage: Eukaryota; Viridiplantae; Streptophyta; Magnoliopsida; Brassicales; Brassicaceae. Gene Ontology annotation, molecular function: fatty acid transmembrane transporter activity.